AUGACGUAAUGAGGGGCGACUAGACGCGGAAGUAAAAGAAGGAAAACAAACGAGCUAAUAUUACUGCCACUGUUAGAGACAGUGAGAGACACCGGCCUCUGAGUCGUCAAGUGAAGUAUUAGUCUGCUGGACAUUACGACCGAAAACAGCACCAAUAAAGAUGGAGUUCUUAUUUGGGCGGAGAAAGACCCCAGAGGAAAUGCUCAGGCAGAACCAGAGAGCACUGAACAGAGCCAUGAGAGAGCUAGACAGAGAACGGCAGAGGAUGGAGCAGCAAGAAAAGAAAAUCAUUGCUGAUAUUAAGAAAAUGGCAAAACAGGGACAGAUGGAUGCGGUUAAAAUAAUGGCUAAGGACUUGGUUCGUACCAGAAGAUAUGUAAAGAAGUUCAUCAUGAUGAGAGCCAAUAUCCAAGCAGUCAGUCUUAAAAUCCAAACCCUCAAGUCAAACAACAGCAUGGCACAGGCCAUGAAAGGAGUGACCAAAGCCAUGGCCACAAUGAACAGACAGUUAAAGUUGCCACAAAUUCAGAAGAUCAUGAUGGAGUUUGAGCGCCAAAGUGAAAUCAUGGACAUGAAGGAAGAAAUGAUGAAUGAUGCAAUCGACGAUGCAAUGGGGGAUGAGGAUGAUGAAGAGGAAAGUGAUGCUGUGGUUUCCCAAGUGCUGGAUGAGUUGGGUCUGAAUCUUUCAGACGAACUCUCGAACCUGCCAUCUACUGGGGGAAGUCUCUCAGUUGCUGCUGGGAAGAAAGCUGAGCCACAGCCAACUUUGGCAGAUGCAGAUGCAGACCUGGAGGAAAGACUGAAUAACCUCAGAAGAGACUGAGGGAGAAAUGAUUCUAGGCGAAGGCUUUAGGCUGGAAAUGUGCAGAAAGUUUUCUAUCAGCUUACUAUAGUGUUCAGAGUUUAAAUAAGAGGACAGACGAACACUGCAAUAUUUGGAAGCAGUGUCUGUUUUUUUUUCUUUGCUUUAGGCAUUCUUAUGUGAAUGCUUGUAUUUGUUUUUUUGUUUUUUCUACUGUAAAUGUGCUGUAUGUUAUUCUACCAAACAAGUGCUCAAAACAAAGAUUUUGAUCCUUAAACAGUUCCCAGCAUCUUGCUGGAACUAGCAGAGGUAUAAACACUAGUACUUUAAUUAAAAAAAAAGGUCUACAAUCGGGCUCUUUUAGUUAGUGAAACAAAUAUUAAUAAAGCUGUUAUUUUAUAUAUGCCUUGUCAAAGUUAUACCAUUGUGGUUCUAUCACAUAACUAUAAUUCUUGCAAGCCUGGUGGUUUGUACAUUAAUUAUAAUAUUUAACCUUUAUUCUGGUUCUAGGUCACAAUCAAAAAAUCCUUUUGCUACAUUUUCCUAAACGUUUCACAUAUUAUGCAGUAAUGUAUGUAAUGGGCCAUUGAGUUUUACAUAUCCAAUAUGAUCAUUCUUUAAUUCUCUUUAAAAAGAAUUAAACACUGAAUCGGUGAUAAAAGAACGUUGACAAAUGUGAUUAUUGGUGUACUUUAGUAAUGUAUUUAUCUAAUUGAAACUGGGAUGUAUUGCCUUGUUUUUUCUUUCUUAAUAAAUAUUUUUCACAUUUA
This is a messenger RNA of Hemibagrus wyckioides, 1572 nucleotides long. RefSeq names its product charged multivesicular body protein 2A (gene chmp2a). Gene Ontology annotation, cellular component: multivesicular body; ESCRT III complex. The record is from RefSeq and is a predicted model, not a curated record. The transcript has 6 exons. Bases 161 to 823 code for a protein of 220 amino acids. Lineage: Eukaryota; Metazoa; Chordata; Actinopteri; Siluriformes; Bagridae. Gene Ontology annotation, biological process: late endosome to vacuole transport; protein transport; endosome transport via multivesicular body sorting pathway.